AUGUUCGACGAGUAUCUUCACGUCGGGGAUACAACUGGCAGGGAGUGUCUAGCAAAAUUUUGUGAGGGCGAGGUUGACGCCUUCGGCGCCACAUAUUUGUGCAAGCCGAAUACCGAAGAUUGCCAGUUCUUGAUGGGGAUGCACGAUAGGGUGCACGACUUUCCUGGAAUGUUAGGGAGCAUUGAUUGUAUGGACCGGGAGUGGAAAAAUUGUCCGGCAGCGUGGAGAGGCCUCACCAGUGGGUAUAAGGGUACCCACCCGACGAUGAUCCUUGAAGCCAUCGUUGACCACCGUCUUUGGAUCUGGCAUGAUCACUUUGGCGUGGCGGGGUCAAACAACGAUAUCAACGUGCUGAACACGUCGAGUCUCUUCACCGAGCAAUGCAAUGGCAACAGUCCGGUUAUCGAGUUCACUACCAACGGACGACAACAUCAUAUGGGGUACUACUUAGCCGAUGGCAUAUACCCGCGAUGGCUAGUCUUCUUGAAGACGAUCUCCUGCCCAACGGAUCCGAAGAGAGCAUUUUUUGCACAGCGGCAAGAGUCUGCACGGAAGGACGUGGAGCGAGGAUUUGGUGUGCUUCUAGCGCGUUGGGCAAUAGUGAAAGGCCCAACUCGUUCCUCGUACAGGUAUCAUAUCGCCAAUGUCAUGUACGCGUGCAUCAUUUUGCAUAACAUGAUUAUUCACGAUGAAGGUACAAGAGCUGGCGAUUGGUCCGACGAUGAAGCUGAUCGAGCGCAGGUCAUGCAACCCCACCGGCCAUUUGAGGUUUAUCCUAUGGAGUCAGUGAAAGAUUAA
This is a messenger RNA of Salvia splendens (bonfire salvia), 798 nucleotides long. RefSeq names its product protein ALP1-like. Lineage: Eukaryota; Viridiplantae; Streptophyta; Magnoliopsida; Lamiales; Lamiaceae. The record is from RefSeq and is a predicted model, not a curated record. The transcript has a single exon. Bases 1 to 798 code for a protein of 265 amino acids.